This is a messenger RNA of Sitophilus oryzae (rice weevil), 1852 nucleotides long. It is a transcript of the gene Larp7, whose product is annotated as la-related protein 7. The record is from RefSeq and is a predicted model, not a curated record. Lineage: Eukaryota; Metazoa; Arthropoda; Insecta; Coleoptera; Curculionidae. Gene Ontology annotation, cellular component: nucleus. The coding region runs from base 258 to 1802 and encodes 514 amino acids. Gene Ontology annotation, biological process: RNA processing. The transcript is spliced from 4 exons. Gene Ontology annotation, molecular function: mRNA binding.
AUGGCAAAGAUUGUACAUAUGACGUUAGCCACGAUUGUACUUGCUGAGUGGAAAAUCCUUUCACAACAUUUUGAAAAUCAAAAAUAUGAUCAAAAACAAACAUUUCCUUGAAAUAUAUCAAUAUAUAGUAUAAACUUUACCAACCGCUGAAAAAAUUUAUCCUUUUUUCUAUUUCAAUGAUUUAGAGCAGAUUUAAAAGUAUUGUAUACUGUAAAGUCAUACAGUUAAACUUCAAUAAUAAAUAAUAAAUAGUGAAAAUGGGCGAAGGAGAAUGUGUCGUUUUACCUGAUGAACAACCGAAAAAAUCCAGACAUCGUAAAAAAUACCUUUAUCACACCAUUUUACAACAAAUGGAAUUUUAUUUUAGCGACUCAAACCUUUCCAAAGAUAGAUUUCUGUCACAGUUACUAAGUCAAAGUCCAUAUAUUGAUAUCGACGUCUUCUUAAAAUUCAAUAAAAUUCGAAAAUUAAACUGUAAUAUUGAAGAUAUUCAAAAGGCUUUAAGAAACAGUACUGUGAUUAGAGUAUCUGAAGAUGGUACUAAAGUAAAACGAAACAAAGCUAUAAAAGUAAAUGAAAAUGUUGAUUUGUGUACUAUUUAUGUAGAAAAUAUUAAAGCAGAUUCUGAUCAUGAGAGUUUAUCGCAAAUAUUUUCUGAUUUUGGUAAUGUAGUUUAUGUGUCAAUUCCUAAAUAUAAGCAUAAUAAAGCAAAUAAAGGAUUUGCCUUUAUUGAAUAUGAAAAUGAAGAUCAAGCUAAAGAGGCAAUUUUAUUUUUUGAUAGUAUAGGUUGUAAAAUACCUUCUGAGAGAAAACCUGAAGAAUUACAAAGUAUACUUACUUUCGAAAAAGAGGAAUCCACAGAAGAAUUUAACCCAAUUAGUGGAGAUAUAAAAAAGAGGAAACUUAGUUUUGAUGAAGAUUUACAAAAUAAGAAAUCAAAAACUUCUGAGGAAGGUACGGAUGACUCACAAAUUAAUAGCUUCGAAGAUACUGAAGGAAAGAGAAAGGAGAAAAAUAAUGAAAUUAUCUCAUCCACAUUAGUCGUUAAUGUAGAUAUUCCAGAACCUAUUAGUGAAGAUAUAAAAAAGAGAAAACUUAGUUUAGAUGAAGACUUACAAAAUAAGAAGUUGAAGGCUUCUGAAGAAGUCACAGGUGACUCACAGAUUAAUAGUGUAGAAGAUACAGAAGGAAAGAAAAAGAAGAAAAAUAAAAAGGAUAAAAGAAAAUUAUUCAUCAAAGAACUUGGAAUGCAAAUUAUGUCAAAAAAGGAAUGGAAGAAACUAAGAAAUCACUACUUGGAUCUACAAAAGAAAAAAAUGAAAGAAUUUAAACUUUAUUUAAGAAAACAUCAAACCAAUAUCAAAAGAAAAGAACCAUACAAAAACAAACAAUUAGAUGAAAAUCAUGAUUCCACUGAGGAUUCUAAAUUAACUUAUGUUCCAGGGGUUAUUGUAAAGUUGACGUUACUUGAACCAUGUAAUGAUGCUAAAAAAUUAAAGAAUGAAAUUAAAGUUUUAUCAUCAGAUAUUAAAUAUGUAGAUGUACCUAAUCAAGUGGGAAGUGAAGAAGCAUUUUUACGAUUUAAUUCUAAUGAAGCUGCAAAGCAGUUUUGUACUAAAGAUUUUAUGGGUGAUAAAACAAUUCUAACAGACGAGGAUGAGAAGUCUUAUUGGGAUAAAAUUAAUAAAGAUCGGCUGCUCAAGUUCCAGAAAUUAUCUAAAAAGCAGAGAGGUAGAGAGAAAUUAUUGAAGAAAGCUGAUAAGGACACGGUUACUCAUCUGAGAUUUGAAGAAAAUGAUUAAAUAUUUUAUAAUUUUCAAGAAAUAAAUUAGGUUUCUUAUUUCCCAAAGUA